AUGAUUGAGGUACCGGUAAAUUCUAAUUCAGUCUAUAUACCUGUUGUUCGAACUGGAGGUUUUAAAUCAGAAUUUGAUUCAACAUAUCCAGUUCGUCUUAAUGGAAUAAUUAAUCAAAAUGAAUUUGAAGAAUCAAUUUAUAAAAUUAAUAAUGUACCUGCUGAACGUAAAGCUUUAUUAAUUGUAGGCAUUAUUUUUAUUUUGAGUAUAAUAAUUGGUUUAAUAUUAUUUAUUGUUGGUGGAGUAACAGCAGCUAAUUCUUCUGGACGCCGUGGAUUUCCUGCAUUAAUUGGUGUUGCAAUAGGUAUAACUAUUUUUGGAAUAAUUUUUUGUUCUAUUGCAUUUCGUAUUCUACUAUCUCGACGUCGAGAUAAUAUACGACGAGUAAUUGCAGAAGAAUCAAGAAAAUAUUCUUCUCGAUCACCAAUACCAUGUAGCUGGAGAUUAGAUACUAAAACAACUUAUGCUGGAUAUUAUGAAAAGCAACAUAGAUUUCGAGUAGUUUAUCAAUUAGCCAUAGAUAUUGGUCAUUCUAUUGCUCCUGGAAGUGUAUCGUAUCAUCGUAAUCAAAUUGCUCCAUAUCAAACAAUAGCUCCUGGUGAACAAAGUAACUAUGCACCUCCACCUUAUCCUGGACAAUCAACAGGAUUUUGUCCUCAAUGUAAUGCACCACGACAAGCUCCCACAAGUCAAUUCUGUUCAUCAUGUGGACAUUCAUUUAAUAAAUAUUAA
Molecule: messenger RNA, 732 nt
Organism: Adineta steineri
Lineage: Eukaryota; Metazoa; Rotifera; Eurotatoria; Adinetida; Adinetidae
Source: the annotation of a GenBank genome assembly